AUGGGUCGUAUGCACGCUCCCGGCAAGGGCAUUGCCUCGUCUGCCCUCCCCUAUCGUCGCGCACCACCAACUUGGCUCAAGACGUCGCCAGCCGAUGUCGUCGACCACAUCGGAAAGCUCGCAAGAAAGGGUCUUACUCCCUCGCAAAUCGGUGUUACCCUCCGUGACUCGCACGGUAUCCCCCAAGUCCGAUUCGUGACUGGUAACAAGAUUCUGAGAAUACUCAAGUCGCAGGGUCUCGCACCGUCUAUCCCAGAGGACCUGUGGCAUCUCAUCAAAAAGGCAGUGGCCGUUCGCAAACAUCUCGAGGUCAACCGAAAAGACAAAGACUCCAAGUUUCGUCUGAUUCUCAUCGAGUCGCGUAUCCACCGUCUGGCGAGGUACUACAAGUCGAAGCAAAAGAUUGCCCCGACAUUCAAGUACGAGGCUGCGACGGCCAGCACGCUCGUUGCAUAA
Molecule: messenger RNA, 456 nt
Organism: Serendipita indica DSM 11827
Lineage: Eukaryota; Fungi; Basidiomycota; Agaricomycetes; Sebacinales; Serendipitaceae
Source: the annotation of a GenBank genome assembly